AUGGGUCGCAAACCCAACCAACUCAUCCUUGAGUUCUUCAUCCGAGGCCAGAAACUCGAGGAUGCCAGCAACCGCUACCAGCAUACCUGCAAGGCCUGCGGCGAAAAAUUCCCCAAGGGCCGCAUUGACAGCUUGACCAACCAUCUUGUCAAGAAAUGUCAGGCCAUCCCGCUGCGUGACCGCCAACGCGUCCUGCUGCGACUGCACGAGCUCCCCGAUCUGGCCGAUGGCGAUCAGAAUAAAGAUCCCAACGCCGCGGGGCAAGGUAAAGGCAAGGGGUCCGAUGUGUCCUUUACGACGCGCCAGAAUUUUGACGGCCUCAAUGUGUUGGCCGAGGCGUCGAGACAGGUCGGCGCGUCCGACCAGACGAAACGGGGUCCUGCCUACACGCAGGGUGUCACCGUUGGAGGGAAGACUGUCGUCGUUGAUCCGGCACUCGAGGCAGAGGGUUUUCAGGGCUCUCCUGUUCAGCAGGAGAAUAUCGACGAGGAUGUGAAACCGCCUCUAUCUCCUCAAGCUUCGAACUCCUCUGUCGUUCCCCCCUCUCUCAACACCGCUCAGGAUCCGCAAUCGUCGCAGCCGCAGCCACCACCGUCGGCAUCGCCUACCUUGGGCGAAGCUUCGCUGACCCCCGACGCGGCUUCCAAUGCGCGCCAGCAAUCGCAGCUGUCCAUGAUUGCAGCUUCCGCGAGUGAGAUGGUUCCUCAGGGCAUCUCGAUGGAUCAGGAUUCGGACGGUCUUCCGAAGCUGCCAUGGAACCAGCAGCUCACAACCCAUGAGCAGCUCCUCUUCGACAGCCUUCAGGAACACGACCCCACCCUGACUGCCGCGACGCAACGCGCCGCUACAUUCCCUCGUCCCAUUGCAAUGAAUCCCAACUCCCAGGCUAAGGGGUUCGUAAAUGAAUUUGGAAACUCGACCAAACCUACAAAACCCAAGGUGCGCGGCCGCUUCUCCGCCGCCAGACGUAGAGAAGUGCAGGAGGUCCGGAAACGCGGCGCGUGCAUUCGCUGCCGUAUGCUGAAGAAACCGUGCUCCGGCGACAGCCCUUGUACUACCUGCGCGAGUGUUGAAAGCGCCCGUCUUUGGAAACACCCGUGCAUUCGCACGCGCAUUGCAGAAGAAUUCGAGCUGUAUAGUGCCAAUCUACAUGCCACUCUCGCGUACCACGAUGUGAGCAGUAUCCGCAAUCAGGUGACGUUCGAGCACUAUGCGGGUCGCAUCGAAGUCACGCACUUUGAAGAAAGCAUGGUCUACGUCACGUUCAGUGGUCUCCAGGGCCACAAGCCGCCGUCGUCGACGCUGGAUCCGCAGCUCCAGGGACUGGGAGACGACACGCAAUUCCAGGGGCCUCUCUCCGAGCUUUACCUGCUCGACAGUGACGCGGACGAUCUGCCCGGUAAUCUGGAGACAUACAUCAAGAAGACUGCGCCAUUUUUCUACGAGCGCGAAACUUCGGAGUUCAUGCGGCCUACUCUUCUGCUGGCGGCCGAGCUGAGCACGCAGAAAAAGGAUACCCUGCUGGAACGGGUGCUGGAAUUGUGGGUUGCAACCCACAUCCUGGUCGACUCCGAGUUACGCUGGAAGACGUUCUACAACCCGACCCUCCCCCCUACCUCGAUGCACUCUCUUGCGCAGCCCUCCGACGACGGGCGUAUGCCGAUCGACGAAGUCAGCAACCCCGAAUCCUACGCGCUCUUAUGCUGCCAGCUGCGCGCCGCGACGGAGAAGCGCGCGUCGCAGUUGAGCAAGUCAGUGAUGAACGACCUCGAGCGCCGUCUACUCCAGCGCCAGCAGAGCGGCUGGUUCGAGACGUUCCUAGUCUCCAUCGUCUUGCUGAACUGCGUGGAGCGAACCUGCUGGCUGUUCCGGUCGUGGGAAGGCGAAGCGUUCGCGCAACGGUGGCCAUUGGACAAGCGUCCCCCCUACUACGCCAGCCAAGGCGACCGCUUCUCAGACAUCCUCCACAUGCUUCUGAAGAUGCGCAGUCUGCCGCCCAAGGCCACCCCUCGCCCCGACACGGGCGUCUUAAAGGCGGUGGACCUCAGCGACGAAAACGCCGCUCGGUGGUUCGACAUGAUCAAAGUGACGCCCCAAUACCUCGAACAGCGCCAAAACGCCGACUUCGACCCCAACGACUCCCGCUCCCUGGACCUCCGCUACGGCGCCAAACUGCUCCCGCCUGCCAACUCCUACACGUGA
Molecule: messenger RNA, 2202 nt
Organism: Aspergillus campestris IBT 28561
Lineage: Eukaryota; Fungi; Ascomycota; Eurotiomycetes; Eurotiales; Aspergillaceae
Exons: 7
Coding region: 1-2202 (733 amino acids)
Biological process (GO): regulation of DNA-templated transcription
Molecular function (GO): zinc ion binding; DNA-binding transcription factor activity, RNA polymerase II-specific
Source: RefSeq, a predicted model, not a curated record